UAGUUUUUGACUACUUUUUCUUUCCAGACCAGCCCAUCACAAACUGCAACUCCAUCAACAGCCAGCACAAUGGAGAUGUCUCAAAAGAAAGAAAAACCUGCUAUUAAGGAUUUGUACAUCCCACCGCCACCAGCUGUUCCAUAUACGCCACGGAAUGACCAGGGUGACCUGGAUUAUGAAGAGGUCAGCAAGCAUGGACCAGUCAGGCCUGUACCAAAGGGUUCUGAGUCACCCAAUUCUUUCCUUGAUCAAGAAUACCAAAGGCGGCGGUUUACCAUUGCAGAAUAUGAUCAGUUGCCCCCGUAUGCAUUUGAAGUGCCUAAACCCACCAGAAUGCGGGACAAGACACAGCUAUAUGGAAGACCACGACCUCUGUCAAUGCCGGUGAGUGGGAGCUGGAUGGCUGAAGUUGAAGCUUGUUCACGGCCCAGAGCGGAGGGAAGGAAAGGGGAUGACUUUCUCUAUAGAUACUUCAGCAAUGAUAGAAUUCCACCAAUCAACGAAGAUUGUGCUGCAUCACAUAUUUCUCAACCAGCUGCUGGCAGACAUUCUGGAAGGGCUGUGAGUGGGAGAUAUUCUGUCAGCCCUGAAACUCGCAACAGUAUGAUAUUCCCUAAUCAGCAAGAUGGACCCCAAAAAAGCGCAAAUUCACCACAUAAAAGCUCAUUGGAACAUUCAACGGUCAGUUGGAUUACAAGAUUUAAGCUAUUACCUCACUGAAUUUUAUAUUUUUUUUGCCAUUCAUUUCAUACUUGUGUCUGAGAGCAGUAUACUAAGCUACAUGUUGUCUCAUUUUGUGAUGCAAUCACUGAGAAAAAUAAAUUGGUGUCACUUGGUCAAUUUUUAAAGUCAGAGUAAAGAUGCAGGUCUUAAGAGAGUCCUGUUAAUUGUGCCUUAUGCAGUGACUAAAUAGAUUACAAUUGCAAUCCAAUUUUAUCCAUUUGAUUUUAUAAUCACCACCUCCUAAUAAAUGUACAGCAAAGUUGCAUCAAUUUUAUUUUCCUCUGGAGAUCCUAGGCUAAGGUUUUAAGUCUGAGAGUAUAUGAACUGAGCAAUGUGAGAGGAUUUUGCAUUGACUUUCAUAGUUAGCUCUAGACUGACGUUUGUAGCAUCUGCACAUUUUUUUUUCUUGAGUAAUGAGUAGAAUUGAAGAAUGUUACAGAAACAGAAAGCAGGGCAACAGUGUACAUUUGCAAAUGCAAUUACUUUGAUAUGUGGAAAUGUAUAUACAAAACUUUGUAAUGCAUGAUUCAUCAAGCAACUUAUUUGUUCUGAAUAUCCUGAUUUCCCUCUUGUGAUUGACUUACAGAGCAGCCUUGUUGUAGUCCAAAGUGUGAAUGAUGUAAUGAGUGAACUGGUUUUUGAAAUUAUCAGACCACUGAUCUAAAUUGUAUUUGCAUUGUUAGCUAAAUCUUUUAUGCAAUACAUUUCUGAAGGGGCAGAGAAACUCUUAAAGGGCAUACUCAACUGGUAUCAUGUACCAACCUGGAUUGAGGUGUCAGAUUCCUGAAAUUUUUUAGUGCUCCUUCAUGUUUUAAAAAAAUCAAAUCUUUGAUAUCUAUUAUCAUUUGAGUGAAAUCAUAGAAAUUUUCAGCUCUUCAGGAGACCAUUCAGCAUUUCAAGGCUAUUCUAGCUGCUGUGGAACCAUCCAGCCUAACUUGCUUUCCAGUGCCUGGUCCAUUGCCUCAUAGGUUGCAGUACUUCAAGCAUAUAUCCCAAGUAAUUUUUAAAUGUUUAGAGGAUUUUUGCCUCUUGCACCUUUUCAUGCAGUGGAGUGAAAUCUUCUUCACCAUCUGCAUGGAAUACUUUCUCCUCAAAUUAUUUGAAAGCUCCUACCUGUCGUGACAAAUUUUUGCAUGAAAAUGUCUUAAACAUGUCCCUAUGUACAACUCCAAAUCAUUGAUGUAUACCAAAAAAAGGCAAAGGACCUAGCACUGAAUCCUGUAGAACCCAUUGGAAACAGCUUUUCAAGGACUCUGUGACAGAGCAAUUUUCAUUCUACCACUAUGCAAGUUCUAAGUUUCAAUACCUUUUUAUACUUGUAUGUUUCUCCUUAGAUUUGUUUUCUUUCAAUCUUGCAAUCUGUUGAUAUUUAUACUAUAGUUAGACUUGGGUACUUUUUGCUGUUAGAUUUUUCUUUUUUGAUAGAUUUAACACAUUCUUGUUGAGACUGUUCUGAAGAUAAUGUAUCAGUAUAGUUUUUAUUUUCGAAUGCUGCCAUUUUAGAAUUGGGGUUAAUGCUUAUUUUUCCCUAUAUGUUAUUGUAUCUAUUUUGCGUAUUUUUGGGCCAUUAUUGAACGAUUCUAGAUUGGCUUGUAUUUGGCUUUAAGUCCAAGUCAAAUGUCUGGUUUUUUUUACUGGUUUGUGGAAGACAGAUGCUUCUGGGUGUGUGAAUCAAGGGCAUGGAAGUUAUUUGAUGGACAGCUUGUUUUUGUUUUCUUUAGUGAAAGAUACCUGAAGAAUUGUGAUCAAGAAAAUUCGGUGUUCAAAUUUCAGUUCCUCCGAAGGUCAUUGAUUAUCCUGAGUUGUGAUCUAUGUCUGCUCAUUCCCAGCUCAUAAAGACCACAAUCAAAUACUGACUAAAAUAUACUUUUCUUAAACAACAUUGAUUUCUUUGCUAUUGUUUAAUGUGCAACUACUUCAGCAGUGAAGUCAUUGAACUAUACAAAUAUGUUGAGAAAUUUCAUAAAACAAAAAUAAUCAAAACCAAAGUUUAAGAAUGUGCACUAAAUGUGUGGAGUGUUUAAUUCAUUCAGGCAAUGAGUUAUAGUUCAGAGCAACUGGGCAAUUUUUCAAUGCUCUUUUCCUGUGAUAUGAAUGGAAAUACACGUAAUGAAAUGAGGCAUCUGUAUGAUUCUGGUCAAGAAGGAUGGUGUGGAUCUCUAAAGUGGUAACUAUAAGGAUUGGGAGUUCCAAGUUUAGUCUAGAAGUGUAGUUAAUUGGGACACAAACCUGCAUGUCAAUUUACUUGCCAAAUAGUUAAUUAUGCACCUGGAUUACUGGAUUGUGUAGAUUUACAACUAUUUGGAUGUUAAUAGAGUAUUUAAAUAUAUAUAAAAAUAUGCUUUACAGUUUUGUUUUUAACUUGUACAAUGUUCAAUGGUCUACCAUGGCUAUCAGUGUAUAAACUAAUUUGUAAUAAGUGUGUUGAUAGGGUUCAGUAACAUACCCCUUUGCUUAAAUUGGCAAAAUUUGCACAAGAAAGGCAUACAAAUAUUUAUAUGCAAAGUUUCUGACUGUGUCUAUUUUUUUUAAAACAUCUCCCCAAUAAAUUCCAUUUCUAGAUUUAAGGGGAAUGGAAAUGUUUAUUGUACCUGUUUCAGGGAGUCAGUGUCUAUACAUGUUUAUUUUGGGCUGAAAGAAACAAAACAUCAACGGAGUUAAAACAGAUUAACAUUUCAAAUAUCAUUUGGAAAGAUUAACACACUUCAGAAUGUAAAUAACUGUAAUAUGACUUUGUCAUUGCUUAAAACAUGGUGUUAAAACUUGCAGGAUUACUGAUUAAAGGUGCAGUUUUUUACAAAAAUUGUCACUUCAUUUUGUGCUAUUUGGUGAAGAUGCUCUAACAUAGAAUUGGAGCUCAAGAUUCACUUACACUGGUUCGAUUUCUGGUGCAAAAUAAAUUGUAUUUAUUAAAAA
Rhincodon typus (whale shark) is the source of this 3639-nucleotide messenger RNA. Its product is annotated as connector enhancer of kinase suppressor of ras 3-like. Gene Ontology annotation, cellular component: membrane; cytoplasm. The record is from RefSeq and is a predicted model, not a curated record. Lineage: Eukaryota; Metazoa; Chordata; Chondrichthyes; Orectolobiformes; Rhincodontidae. The transcript is spliced from 4 exons. The coding region runs from base 70 to 720 and encodes 216 amino acids. Gene Ontology annotation, biological process: regulation of signal transduction.